Lactuca sativa (garden lettuce) is the source of this 918-nucleotide messenger RNA. RefSeq lists its product as uncharacterized. The record is from RefSeq and is a predicted model, not a curated record. NCBI's taxonomy places the organism in Eukaryota, Viridiplantae, Streptophyta, Magnoliopsida, Asterales, Asteraceae.
AUGCGCUUACGAAGACCUGACAUGGAUAACACAACUAAGCAGGACGUGGAAACGUUCUCACAAUGGUUACUUGUUGUUGGCAAUGGAGAAUUAGGCAUCCCUGAGACUAACGGUCCAUGUAAUGCCAAGAAAAUCGAAAUACCAUCACAAUACAUCAUACAAUCACAUGUUUCAGCUAUCGAAGAACUAAUCGGAUUCAUUUAUGACAAUUUUACUCUUCAAAACCCAAUGGUACUAAAUCUUUCUGAAAAAGCAAUAAUAUGUCUAAAAAAUGAAACUACACAUGAAAUAAAUAUGAUGAUUCUAAAGAAGACUCCUGGAAACAGCAAAACUUACCUAAGUACAGACUCAAUAAUCCCAAAUGCCGGCUGCCAUGGUGAUCCCGGUUUGCUCUAUCCACCUGAAUACUUAGACAUGCUAAACUUCAAUGGUAUUCCACCGCAUCAACUGGAAUUAAAGAUCAAUGCUCCCAUAAUACUUAUGCGUAACAUCAGUCCAACUUCUGGCCUAUGCAAUGGAACACAAUUUAUAAUUACACAUCUUUUAUCAAGAGUCAUUGAGGCACAAAUAAUGACUAGAACAACCAUAGGACAUCGAGUUUAUAUACCUCGCAUCAGUUUAACACAUACAGAUAAUGAACUUCUGUUUACCUUCAAAAGGAAACAAUUCCCAAUAAAACUUUUCUACGCAAUGACAAUAAACAAGAGUCAAGGUCAAUCGCUAAAAAAAAUUGGCAUCUAUCUUCCACAACCUAUUUUUGGCCAUGGUCAACUCUACGUAGCACUAUCAAGAGCAACAUCUCCACAAUCUCUCAAAGUUCUAACUAUUCCACAGCCAAAUGAGCCUGCAAACUUAACCAGAAACAUAGUUUAUUCAGACUUUUUGUCAGAAAUUGAUAGUACUUUUAACCAUAAUUAA